GGCAGCACGAAAAGUAACCAAAAUGCAGUCCUUAAAAGUCUUAGCCAUUUUCGUAAUCGUCCUGGUGAGCCAACAGGCCAGAGCGAGUCCUCUCAUUGAUCAGUCGGAGAAUGACUAUGUCCAACCUGAAGCCAGAAAUCUGUUGGGCGAUGUCCUGGGUGGAGUUGGCACUGGGCUGGGAGAUUUAGCAAAUGCUAUUACCAGUCUGAGUGUUCAAAAGAAGCCCGUUUCGGAGUCUAAAACUAUUUCUAUCUCAGCUGCUUCCCUGGGCGAGUUAAUGGGCAAUGUGACCGAUGUUGCUGUGGCUGGACAAAAGUUCCUGCUUCAACUGGAGGUUGCUGUUGGUGCCUCAAAGACGGAAUCUAUUUCUACAAAUACCACUGCGGAUAUACUCAGCGAUUUGGGUAAUGCCUUGGUGGACUUGGCUACCUCUAUUACCACUGCGGAAAGUAAUGUACAGUUUGGUUCUUCUAAUGUUCUUGGCGAUGUCUUGAAUGGCAUCGGAAAUGGACUUCAGGCGCUGGGUAAUUCCAUUGCCAAUGUGGGAACCCAAAUGAAGGCCGUUGAACAAAUGUAAUUUCUCUGUCUUUCUGCUUUAUACAAAGAAGUUGAAUGCUACCCUGGGCUGGAUCUGGCUGUUAGUGGCUCCCCAAAACUGCUGCUGAUCUGAUAAAUAAAGCUUAAGAUUCCCCCCUAAACAACUUUCAAGCAGUUCAAUUAACAAAUAAAUAUUCAAUCGCUUAAAAAACUUAA
This is a messenger RNA of Drosophila kikkawai, 753 nucleotides long. RefSeq lists its product as uncharacterized. The record is from RefSeq and is a predicted model, not a curated record. NCBI's taxonomy places the organism in Eukaryota, Metazoa, Arthropoda, Insecta, Diptera, Drosophilidae.